UGCCCAAGGAUAUUUAUAGUAUAUCGUGAUUAGGUUAUAAACAACAUGGCGGUCAUAACAAGAGUUCCACCGAAAAAUCUAUGGGAUGAAAUUGUCAAAGAGUUCGCUUCUCACAAACCACCUUUCAGGGAAGAUGACGACAUGUCAGUACGGACAGAUUACAUUGACUAUAACCCAGCCAAGCAUAAUCCAGUGUUUUACGGCAAGAUGCAUGAGCGUGUUACAACAGAUAAUGAUCCUAUGAAAGAUUUUAACCCAGCUACAACUCAUCCCUCGUGUGUCGGGUUCGCCUUUACGGAGAAACCUCCGGAAUCUCCGCCUCCUCCUCCAACACCUCCACCGCCAAAGGAAAAAUGUAAUCCCAGAGAGUAUUUAGAACAUUAUGUAUUUCCGAUCCUGCUACCAGCUCUUGAAGAAAUGCUGAGACAAGCAAAGAAAGAAAAAUGUUUGGAGAGGAAGAGAACAAAGUUCAACGCUUUAGAUUUCCUCACAGAAUAUUUAUAUAAACGCAAUUCCUUGCACAGUGGAAGAGAAAAUGUACAGCUUGAAGAAAUCCCCUUUGUGAAGGAGUGGCUGAAAGACCAUCCUCGACCACCACUACCCCUGUCUUUGAUAUGGACAGAGGAUGAGGCCGUCCUCAUUAUACAGUCCUACUGGAGAGGAUAUCUAGUGCGUCGAGAGCCAGAAGUCCAGGAACUUCGCCAGUGGCAGCGCGAGUGGAAAGAAGAAAACAGUAACAUCUCCAGGCGUGUAAGCGACUUCUGGGAGAAAAAGAUGCCCGAUGGUGACAAGCCCACGCCAAAUGCUUCAGAAGAUGUGCUAACAGGGGAGGGAACUCCUAUAACUGUACAGUCACCAACAAAACAGGCAGAAACCAAGUGAUCAAGAUGUCUAAAACAGAGACAUUGUUAUAAUCUGUAACCAGCUAUGAAUGAGGACACAAUAUAUAAAUAACGAAGGAAAAAUUCUCCAUUUAAGUACAAAUCUUGUUUGCAGUUUGCUAUGUGACUGUUUUAACCCUUUCACCCCUAUGUAACUUGAGUAAAUUGUACCGUGCAUUAAUAUGGAUGAGUUCAUUAUGGUCUACAGUGGUGAGAGGGUUAAAGUUUGAUCAUAAUAAUACAGGUGAUCGUGUGAAUUAUCUCCCUUGGGUUUUACACCUGUAAUUUUCAUAUCUGUACCAGGUUAUAGCAAAGGUACAGUACUUCAUGCAUCACUGAAUCAUUGAUUGAUAGUGUACGCAAGAUCAAAUUGAAAUCUGAAAAAAUUAUUCCAGGAAAACAUCCUUGUUGAAUUCUAAUAUAAAAUUGCAUGCAUUUUCUAAGAGAUGUAAGUCACAUUUUGACCCAGGGAAAUUUUAAGGGUCAUCUUCUUAUUAUAUAAAGAGAUAUUCUUGGAAAAAAUCCUUGUUGAGUUUUGCAGAUGACAUUGCAUGUGUUUUCUGCUAGUUAAUUUAACUGUCCUAUUUAAUAUGUAAGGGAGCAGUUUGACCAAUAUUUUGGUCUAAGGAUAUUCAGGGGGUCAUCCACUACUGGCUAGUGCCAGGAAGAUUAAGAUCUGUGAUAUUAACAUGCAUUGUAUUACUAGUACAUACGUGAUGUACAUACAUUGAUAAUUUAAAUAUUUCGAAUAUUUAUAAUGUGAAAUAGUUAUUGUGAAUAUUAUUAUAAA
Messenger RNA from Mizuhopecten yessoensis (Yesso scallop), 1671 nucleotides. Its product is annotated as IQ domain-containing protein K-like. Lineage: Eukaryota; Metazoa; Mollusca; Bivalvia; Pectinida; Pectinidae. The record is from RefSeq and is a predicted model, not a curated record. Bases 46 to 882 code for a protein of 278 amino acids. The transcript is spliced from 6 exons. Gene Ontology annotation, molecular function: protein binding.